This is a messenger RNA of Clarias gariepinus (North African catfish), 4992 nucleotides long. RefSeq names its product multidrug resistance-associated protein 1-like. Gene Ontology annotation, biological process: transmembrane transport. Lineage: Eukaryota; Metazoa; Chordata; Actinopteri; Siluriformes; Clariidae. Gene Ontology annotation, molecular function: ATP hydrolysis activity; ABC-type transporter activity; ATP binding. Gene Ontology annotation, cellular component: membrane. The transcript has 32 exons. The coding region runs from base 282 to 4802 and encodes 1506 amino acids. The record is from RefSeq and is a predicted model, not a curated record.
UGGGAGAGAGAGAGAGAGAGAGAGAGAGCAGGGAAUUAAACAGGUCGGUGCACUAACCUGCACUCCAGUGUGUACUCGAGUUGUAAGUGUGCGUGCAUGUGUGUGCGUGCAUGUGUGUGCGUGCAUGUGUUUAUGUGUUUGUGCACGCAUCUGUAUGAAAGACUUCACGCUGUGGGAUCAGUCCUCAAACUUCAGACAAGUAGUGGAGAAGAAAACGUGACCGAGGAAUAAAUCCUUCCUGGGAGAAGUGGAGAAGAGUCGCAGGGAGGAAAGGAGUCUGGAUGGACAAGCUCUGCAAUGCCAGUGGCCUGGACCCAUUCUGGGAUUCGAAUUUGACGUGGCACACACGAACCCCAGGACUGACGAAGUGUUUUAAGCACACGGUUCUAGUCUGGAUCCCCUGUUUCUAUCUGUGGGUUUGCAGUCCGUUUUACGUCUUCUAUCUCCGUUGCUUCCAUCAUGGACGCAUCUCGCUCUCCAGACUCUGCUGCGCCAAAACGGCUCUGGGUAUGUGCUUGGUGUUAUUGGGGAUUUUGGAGCUGCUCUAUGUGCUGUUUCAGAAGGGACCAGAUCACAUGGUUUUGCUCCUGAGCUCCAUCAUUCGCAGCCUCACCAUGGUCUUGGCGGUGUAUCUCAUCCAUCUGGAGAGAAUAAUAGGCUGCCAGUCCUCACUAUUUCUUUUUCUCUAUUGGAUGCUGACGGUGAUUUGUUCGAUUGUGAACAUCCAGACCAUCCUGGAAGAGGUCUCUUUGUCUGGGUUUUUGCAGAGUUCUCCACGAUGGCUGCUGUUCUUCUCAUGCUUUUCCCUGGAGCUCGUCCAGCUCAUCCUCAGCUGUUUCACUGAUCGGCGAGCGGACGCUCAGACACCAGGCCGCGUGACGCAGAAGAACCCGUGUCCGGUGGAAGAUGCUUCUUUUCUCUCGAAGACAUUCUUCUGGUGGUUCACUGGGCUGGCUGUGAAAGGUUAUCGAUCACCUUUAAAACCUGAAGAUCUCUGGUCUCUCCGGGAAGAGGACACGUCGGAGAAAAUCAUCAGUGAUCUGGAGAGAGAGUUGAACACACAGUGUGCUGAGUUACACCAGGAGCGGAUCGGGAACCCGUCUCGAACCCUGAGCUGUAGGAUCACGGAGCAGACGCAGUUCCUGCAGAAACUGCGCCAGGAGCAGAGCGCCGGGUUCCUCCUGCUGCGCGCGCUGGUCAAAACCUUCGGGUCGUGCUUCCUGUCAGGGACCAUCUGUCUGCUCAUCCACGACGCCUUCCUGUUCUCCAUCCCUCAGCUGCUCAGGCUCCUGCUGGACGUGGUGAGUGAUAAGGACGCCCCCGAGUGGAAGGGUUAUUUAUUCGCCUCCUCCAUGUUCCUGCUGUCGUGCCUGCAGUCGCUCUUCAAUCACCAGUACAUGUACAGCUGCUUCACCGUGGGCAUGAGGGUCAAAACCGCCAUCAUGGGUCUGGUCUACAGGAAGUCUCUGGCGAUCAGCAGCACUGCACGCAGGACAUGUACAGUGGGAGACAUAGUGAACUUGGUGUCCACCGACAUUCAGAAGCUCAUGGACUUUGUAGUGUACUUUAACGCAGUUUGGAUGGCGCCGGUUGAAAUCGGCCUGUGUCUUUUCUUCCUUUGGCAGCUUCUAGGCUCCUCGGCUUUAGCUGGUAUCACCACCGUGAUCUUUAUCUUCCCUCUGAACGGCCUGAUCGCCAAAAUGCGCAGCAAACUGCAGGAGGUCCAGAUGAAGCACAUGGAUGGACGUAUAAAGCUGAUGAACGAGAUUCUAAACGGGAUAAAGAUCCUGAAGCUCUACGUCUGGGAGAAAGCAUUCGAGGAUCGAGUCCUGAGUUUCAGAGAGAAGGAACUGAAAGCACUGAAAAAAUCCCAGAUCCUGUAUUCCAUCUCCAUCGCCUCCUUCAACUCCUCCACUUUCCUGAUUGCUUUCACCAUGUUUGGAUGUUACGUGCUUAGCGGUAAGUCUAACUGUCUGGACGCCCAGAAGGUCUUCGUCUCUCUGGCGCUCAUUAACAUUCUAAAGACGCCGCUGAGUCAACUUCCCUUCUCCAUCAGCACCAUCAUGCAGGCUCUUGUGUCUCUCAGACGUCUGGGAACGUUUCUGCGUCAGGACGAGCUCAAGGCAGACGCUGUGUUCAGAGCUCCAUACACUCCAGACGGCGAGAGCAUUGUGAUAGAGGACGGCAGUUUCAGCUGGAGCAGAGACGAUGCUCCGUGUUUAAAGAGAGUGAGUGUGAGAGUGCCUCACGGCUCGUUGGUCGCAGUGGUCGGUCACAUCGGCAGCGGAAAAUCCUCUCUUCUUUCUGCCGUACUCGGGGAGAUGGAGAAAAUCAGUGGGAAUGUCACAGUGAAGGGUUCGGUGGCGUACGUGCCCCAACAGGCGUGGAUCCAGAACACCACUCUGAAGGAGAACAUCUUGUUCGGGCAGGAGAUGAAGCAGAGCUGCUACCAGAGAGUGCUGGCGGCCUGCGCCCUCCUCCAAGACCUGGAGAAACUGCCUGGAGGAGACGACACCGAGAUCGGAGAGAAGGGUCUGAAUCUCUCCGGUGGUCAGAGACAGAGAGUGAGUUUAGCGCGAGCUGUUUACAGAAAUGCUGAUGUUUACCUGCUGGAUGACCCGCUGUCGGCCGUCGACUCAAAAGUGGGUCAGCACAUCUUCGACAAAGUCAUCGGGCCUAAGGGGACACUGAAGAACAAGACGCGCGUGCUGGUGACCCACGGGUUCAGCUUCCUGCCCCAGGCCGACCUCAUCCUGGUGAUGGAGGACGGGCAGAUCACGGAGGCGGGCUCGUACAACCAGCUGCUCGAGAGACAGAACUCGUUCGCCGACAUCCUGAAAAUCUUUUCCAACACCAGGCACAGGGAAAGCUCCUCUAACAUUGGUCGGAAGAAAUCAGUGUCGCGUCGGAGCAUGACGGAUUUCCCUAUAGACCUCUCACAGGAGCAGCUCAUCAGUCGAGAUGUGAGCAGUGUCGGGAUUCAGACAAUGGAGACUUUAUCAGACUUAGAACAGGAACAGGAUACGGAGGAGCUGGGAACAUUACGUGAGGCUGAUACAGCGCUUACUGGGAGGGUGAAGCUGGAUAUUUACAAGGUGUACUUCAGGACCAUCGGGCUGGCCUUCAUCCUCCCCAUCAUCUUCCUCUACGCCUUUCAGCAGGCCGCGUCCCUCGGGUAUUACUACUGGCUGCAGGAUUGGGCCAACGAUUCUGUCCAGGGUUGGGCCAACGAUUCUGUCCAGGAUGUGAGGCUGGCCGUGUUCGCGGCUCUCGGCUUCGCUCAAGGGAUCGCCAUCUUCGCCACUACGGUUGCCAUCUCGUUAGGAGGCAUCAUCGCUUCUCACCAUCUUCACCUCGACCUCCUGCACAACGUCCUGCGCUCGCCGGUGUCGUUCUUCCAGAGCACACCCAGCGGAAACCUGCUCAACCGCUUCUCCAAGGAGGUCGACGCCAUCGACUGCAUGAUCCCCGACGCCUUGAAGAUCAUGCUGGGGUACGUCUUCAAACUGCUGGAGGUCUGCAUCAUCGUCCUCGUGGCCACACCCUAUACCGGCGUCGUCAUUCUCCCUCUCGCUCUGCUCUACAUCUUCAUCCAGAGCUUCUACGUGGCGACGUCCUGCCAGCUUCGCCGCCUGGAGUCGGUGAGCCGCUCUCCCAUCUACACACACUUUAACGAGACGAUGCAGGGAGCGAGCGUGAUCAGGGCGUUUGCGGAACAGUCGAGGUUUAUCCUGCAGGCCAACAGCAAAGUGGACCAUAACCAAACCUCAUACUUCCCCAGAUUCGUCGCCACCAGAUGGCUUGCUGUCAAUCUUGAGUUUCUGGGGAACCUCUUGGUCCUGGUGGCUGCGAUCCUGUCCGUGACGAGGAGGGAGUAUCUGAGUCCCGCAAUGGUCGGCUUGGCCGUGUCACACUCUCUGCAGGUGACGGGCAUUCUGAGCUGGAUCGUACGCUCCUGGACAGACGUUGAGAACAGCAUCGUGUCGGUAGAGAGAGUGAGAGAGUACACAGACGCGCCGAAAGAGGCGGAUCCGUCCAUGGAGAACCUACGUCUGCCCUUAGAGUGGCCCCAAACAGGCACCAUCAAGUUCCUCCAGUACGGCCUCCAGUACAGAAAAGAUCUCGACUGGGCUCUGAAGGAGAUCACGCUCAGCAUCCAGGAGAAAGAGAAGAUUGGGAUCGUGGGUCGGACCGGCGCGGGAAAGUCGUCUCUGGCAUUAGGAAUAUUCCGGAUCAUCGAGGCGACGAAGGGGAAGAUCUACAUAGACGGAGUGAACAUCGCUGAGAUCGGACUGCACGACCUCCGGUCUCGCAUCACCAUCAUCCCACAGGACCCGGUUCUGUUCUCCGGAUCUCUGCGCAUGAACCUGGACCCGUUAAAUUUUUACUCUGAUGACGAGGUGUGGAAAGCUCUGGAACUCGCUCAUCUCAAGAGCUUCGUGUCGGGUCUUCAGGACAAACUGAACCACGAGUGUUCCGAGGGAGGAGAGAACCUCAGUCUGGGACAGAGGCAGCUGGUGUGUUUGGCGCGGGCGCUCCUCAGGAAGACGAAGAUUCUGGUUCUGGAUGAAGCCACAGCAGCUGUAGACGUGGAGACGGACGAACUGAUCCAGUCCACCAUCCGCACACAGUUUGAGGAGUGUACAGUGCUGACCAUCGCUCACAGACUCAACACUAUUAUGGAUUAUACACGGGUGCUGGUGAUGGACCGCGGUUCCAUCACAGAGACCGACUCUCCCUCUAACCUGCUCUCACGCAGAGGACUCUUCUACAGCAUGUGUCAGGAGGCGGGGCUAGUGUGACAUCAUCACCCUUCUCCUCCCGAGUGUAGGGUGUGGCUCAGGCGAGGCCGAGAGCGAUGAUCAGCACCUGAAGGAAGAAGAUCUGCAGGACAGAACCUUCUGGAACUUUUUUUUUUUUUUUUGCAUGUUUACGUGAUGAAGGUUGUGAUAAACAGUGUUACUCAGAGAACUCUCUCUCUCUCUCCCUCUC